GAUAAUACAUCGUUUGAUAUGGAAGAUAUUCGAAAAGAAUUUGAUAAAGUUAAAUCACCAACACCAAAAUUAAGAGAUAUCCUAGAAAAACAUCGUAGUCUUGAUAAUCAGCUCCAUGGCUCUAAAUCGGCUCAACGUAGCACAAGCUGA
Messenger RNA from Scutellospora calospora, 150 nucleotides. NCBI's taxonomy places the organism in Eukaryota, Fungi, Glomeromycota, Glomeromycetes, Diversisporales, Gigasporaceae. The record is from the annotation of a GenBank genome assembly.